AUGUCCUCACCAGUGGAAGAAACUACUCCAACAAACCAUAUAAAAGCAGUAUCCGAAAAUGCGGAUAACAGUAACACAGUAAUUCGGGAACCGGAAGAAGAGGAGGAGGAGGAAGACAUUGGCUCGGAGAAUAAGAAAAACAAAUCAAAAUCAUCAUCCUCACUGGCUAUAAUUUUCCGUCGCAUUUUCAAUAUCCUCAAUUGGGUCCCGCCGUCAUGUCGAUACGAUCCUGAGAAUCCGCGAGAAUUUACGUUGGCGUUGAAUCUGUUGUUUGGGUUUGCGGCGACUUUUACUGUCGCGAAUUUAUACUACUCGCACCCAAUCCUGGACGUGCUCGCCAAAGAUUUCAAUGUCUCUCAAGAACGAGCCAGUAUUAUACCGACAUGUGCCCAAGGCGGAUAUGCGGCUGGUUUAUUGUUCAUAUGUCCCCUGGGUGACCUGAUAAAGCGUCGAGGGAUGUUGUUGUGGCUGACGUUUCUUACGGCGACGAUGACGUUGGGUCUGUGUUUGACGAAGAGUUUUGAUGCGUUUGUGGUGAUAUCUUUUAUUAUGAGUAUUACGACUGUUACACCGCAAGUCAUGUUACCGCUCGUGGGCACACUUGCACCACCGAAUAAACGUGCCACGGCUCUGUCUAUUGUUGUCUCUGGAUUGAUGCUGGGCCUGCUGCUUGCACGUUUAUUGUCUGGUAUCACUGCCAAUUACUCUUCCUGGCGAAACGUGUACUGGAUGUCCCUGGCGCUGCAAUACGCGAUUCUGGUCUUGCUCUGGAUGUGGAUGCCGGAUUAUCCUCAAUCAAACAAGAAUAUCAGCUAUUUCCGAAUACUAUUCAGUAUUCUGGAGCUCCUGGUCAAACAUCCCGUGCUUGUUCAAGCAUCGAUCAUCGCAUUCCUCAACUCGUCAUGUUUCACAUCUUUCUGGACGACGCUUACUUUCUUGCUCUCUGGUGAUCCGUACCACUACUCAACCGUGAUUAUUGGUUUCUUCGCCCUGGCCGGCAUAGGACCAAUGCUCUUCGGCCCACUUUUCGCAAACCGAUUCAUCGACCGUUUUCCCAUCCACGUUUCUGUUCUUGUCGGAAUAUGUCUUGCCCUUGUAGGCAUUGUCGUGGGCACAUAUACCGGCAAACACACCGUAGCGGGUCCCAUCAUCCAAGCCAUUCUUUUCGACUUUGGGGCCCAAAUCACGCAGAUCGCCAAUCGAACUGCUAUAUAUGGCGUGGCGCCCAAAGCUGCUAGUCGUGUGAAUACGGCGUUUAUGGUGUUUUCGUUUUGUGGCCAACUAACAGGGACCGCCGUGGGGAAUAAGUUGUAUGCUCAAGGGGGGUGGAUAAGGUCGGGGAGUGCGAGCGUUGGGUUUAUGGGAGGGGCGACUAUUGUAUUGUUGUUGAGGGGGCCGAAGGAGACAAGAUGGUUUGGGUGGAGGGGAGGGUUUGGUCCGUAUAGGAGGGAUAUUGUUGCAGGGAAGAACGGGAAUGAUGUGGAGAAGCAGCAGCAGCAGCAGCAGCAGCAGCAGCAAAAGUUAUCGUCGAGGAAUGAUUCGCGGGUUGUGCAGAGUGAUUCGGAGAAGACCGUUGUUGAUGGUGAUGCGGGAGAGAUUGCGCAAACUCAAGCCUCGAGAUCAGGAACUCAUCAAAGAUACGAAGAGAAGGGGAAUGACCAAAUGGAGAUAAGCAAAGAGAAGAACGUGGAAGGGACAGAGGUGAAGAUUUGA
Molecule: messenger RNA, 1713 nt
Organism: Talaromyces marneffei
Lineage: Eukaryota; Fungi; Ascomycota; Eurotiomycetes; Eurotiales; Trichocomaceae
Exons: 3
Coding region: 1-1713 (570 amino acids)
Biological process (GO): transmembrane transport
Molecular function (GO): transmembrane transporter activity
Source: RefSeq, a predicted model, not a curated record